AUUCAUCUGUGUUGUGUGUAGCCAGGAGCUCACUCUUUUCUUUUUUGCAGUGUAGAAUAACACAUUCACUGAGCACUUAUCACUGUUCUAAAAACUUGACAUGUAUUGAUUCCUGUAAACCUCCCAACUCCAUGAGGUUUUAAGAUAAAGAAUUGGAGACACAGAAAGGUUAGGGAGCUUGCCCAGGAUUACCCAGCCAGCUGAUAGCCGAGCCAGGGUUCAAGUGCAGGCAGUCGGGUUCUGGAGCCGAAGUUCAUAACACCACACCAGGCAGCCUCCUUGAUGCCUACCCGGCCUGUGCCUGGCCUGGUGUGGAUUAAAGGGAUUUAUGUGAACUUCCAGGCUUGUGUGCCUGGGUGUAGAUGGAGUGGGGGGAAGCAGUUGAGGAUGAUGCAGGUUUCUGGCUUGAGUAACUGGGUGGGUGGCGGUGCUGUUACUAAGAUAGGGAACACAGGAAGAGGAACAGAUGGCACGGGGUGGGGGGUGGGGAACAGACAAGGGGUUCAGUUUGGGGCCUGUGGAAUUUUAUGUUUCUAAGGGAUGGCCAGGCAGAGAUAUCAAGGGGGCCAUUGGCCCUGGGGGGUCUUAGGUUUGGGAGUGUGAUGAAGGAGGCAUUCGGGACCCUGUAGACAACAUCUGGAAUUUGGGAAAGGAUGGGGUCUCCCUGCAGAACUGUGAUGGGGACAGGGUAUGUGGGUGUUUGUUCAUGUGUGUUUCUGUGUGCUCCGUGCAUGUGUUCAUAUGUGUGCAUGCCCACCUCUGGGUCAUGAGUCCCCCAUCUCCUGGGAGGGCCUGCAGGUCAGCUGGGAGCUGGGUUGUUUUUGUUUGUGGUUUGACCCUGGGAGGAGGGUGCCAAGCCUGAGAAACUACCCGCUGAGAAGCCCCCGGAAACAUCUGUGAGUCCUCUUCCCCCAGGCCCAGGGUGGGGGAUUGGCCAGGGAGGGAGAUUUUCUUGUUUCUCUCAUGCCUGCCUGGGGGAGGCUGCCCCUGGGAUGAAUUUUAUCCAGUUAGGAGGUUGACAGCCCGCCCUCCAGGAUUCAGGGACACAAUGAGAGGCUUGGGAGAAAGGGAAGGGGUGUUAAGAAGGGACACCUGAGAAGAGGAGACCAAGACAGCCUUCUGGUUGGUUUUUCCUGUUCUCAUUUCCUGUGAUGGCAGUGGGGGAGGGUUCCCCAGCACUGGGGCCUCGGCUUGGCUUCAUUUCCCUUCCUUCUGGUGACCUCCUGGGGGCCAGCCCUGAGUGCAGCAGGACGGAGCAACAGAGACAAGGCUGUCUGCCCCAGACUCUGGAGCACCCCUGCGCCACCAUGACUGGGCUGCUGAAGAGGAAAUUUGACCAGCUGGAUGAGGACGACUCCUCGUUCUGCUCUUCCUCUUCCUCUUCCACCUGCCACUCUCGCUCCUGCUCCCCGAGCUCUUCCGUCUCCCCUGCCUGGGACUCAGACGAGGAGGGCCUCAGGGAUCAGACCCCCCUGCCUGACCAUGACUUCUGUGGCCCCCGUAGUUUCACCCCCCUGUCCAUCUUGAAGCGGGCUCCCCGGGAGCGCCCAGGCCGAGUAGCCUUUGAUGGCAUCACCGUCUUCUACUUCCCCCGGUGCCAGGGCUUCACCAGCGUGCCCAGCCGUGGUGGCUGCACUCUGGGCAUGGCCCCUCGCCACAGUGCUCGUCGCCACUUCUCCUUGGCCGAAUUUACGCAGGAGCAAGCCCGGGCACGACGCGAGAAGCUCCGCCAGCGCUUGAAGGAGGAGAAGCUGGAGAUGCUGCAAUGGAAGCUGUCGGCCGCCGGGGUAGCCAAGGCGGAGGCAGGCCCACCUCUUGAGGUGGAUGCCAUUGAUGAUGCCUCUGUGGAAGAGGACUUGGCAGUGGCCGUGGCAGGAGGCCGGUUGGAGGAAGUCAACUUCCUACAGCCCUACCCAGCCCGGCGACGACGGGCUCUACUGCGGGCUGCGGGCAUUCGAAGGAUCGAUCGGGAGGAGAAGCGGGAGCUGCAGGCACUGCGCCAAUCCCGGGAGGACUGUGGCUGUCACUGCGAUAGGGUCUGUGACCCUGAGACCUGCAGCUGCAGCCUGGCGGGCAUCAAGUGCCAGAUGGACCACACAGCAUUCCCCUGUGGCUGCUGCAAGGAGGGCUGUGAGAACCCCAAGGGCCGUGUGGAAUUUAAUCAGGCACGAGUUCAGACCCAUUUCAUCCAUACACUCACCCGCCUGCAGCUGGAGCAGGGGGCCGAGAGCCUUGGGGAGCUGGAGAGCCCCACCCAGGGCAACCCACCAAGCCCUGGGGAGCAGACCUCGGUCCCCACUUUCCCACUGGCCAAGCCCCCUGUGAACAGUGAGUUGGGAGACAACAGCUGCAGCAGCUACAUGACCGAUUCCUCCACAGCAUCUUCCUCAGCAUCGGGCACUAGCGAGGCCCCCGACUGCCCCACUCACCCAGGCCUGCCUGGUCCUGGUUUCCAGCCUGGUAUGGAUGAUGACAGCCUGGCGCGGAUCCUGAGUUUCAGUGACUCUGACCUCGGCGGGGAAGAGGAGGAGAAGGAGGAAGUGGGUAUGGCAAACCUGGACAACUUUGGCUGCUUCCACCCAGCUGACAUCUUUGGUACUGGUGACCCUGGUGGCCUGACCAGCUGGACCCACAGCUAUUCUGGCUCUAGCCUCACGUCAGGGAUCCUGGAUGAAAACGCCAACCUGGAUGCCAGCUGCUUCCUAAACGGUAGCCGUGAAGGGUCGAGAGAAGGCAGCCUUCCUGGCACCUCAGUGCCGCUCAGUGUGGACGCUGGCCAGAGCAGCUCAGCGGAUCUCAGCUUGUCUUCCUGUGACUCCUUUGAGUUGCUCCAGGCUCUGCCAGAUUAUAGUCUGGGGCCUCACUACACCUCCCAGAAGGUGUCUGACAGCCUGGACAACUUCGAGUCACCCCACUUCCCUUUGCCCGGCCUCUCUCCACCUGGGGACGUCAGCACUUGCUUCCUGGAGACCCUCAUGGGCUUAGCUGAGCCAGCUGCUGAAGCCCUGGCUCCCUUUAUCGACAGCCAGUUUGAGGACCCUGCUCCAGCAUCUCUCAUGGAGCCUAUGCUGGUCUGAGGACUAGAAUGCCUUUUCCCAGCCCCAAAAGCCCUGUUGCUGCUUUUUUGUAAUUCUGGGGCUCCCCAAAGUCUGUAUGUAACAGUCUCCCAUUGGCUGGCUCACCCAUGGGUGCCAUGUGCACACUCCAGGUUUUCAUGCAACACUCUGGAUUUAUUUAUUUAUUUUUUUUAACUUUUCUGUGCUAAAGAGAGGGUGGGGAGGGGGGUUCCCCUUUCAGCUGCCCAGCCCCCCAUGCCCUUCAUUGAUCUUCCACCUCCACAACACGAGCCAGGACGAGGAGAAAACGUGGCUCCCCUGGAGCUCGGCAGACCACUUUUUGGUCAUUGUAUGAUGUUCCUUAGCCAAAGAUGGUGAGACAGGGCUGAAAUCAGGUGGCUUCUCCUGCCACCUUGAGCCCUAGACCCAUGGGUGGCUAAAUCCUCUGGACUGUGAAGACUUAAUUUAUUUCCAUAAUUUAUUUGGAGACUGAGGCGGCUUUGGCUACUCCUCUGUGGCUGGUGGGCAGUGCUGGGGGUGGUGUGGGCACAGACCCUUGUGAAUCCCCUUUGCCUUGUCCUGCCCCCUGCCCUGCCUGAGCUUUGGUGGAGACCAGGUCUGGAUUUGAGCCCUGUGAUCUACUGUGUCAACUACCUGGCUCCUGGAUGGCUGAGCAGGUGGGGGCUAGUCAAGAACACCGUCUGGGCAAGGGGAGGGGCUGGGCUGACCAGCUGUGACCAAAACUCCCUUCUGUCCCACCAGCCCCCUCUACUUCCUGCCUCUGCCCAUCUUCUCCUCCCCAGGGGCCACAGCCUUUAUUCCAGGCCCAUUUAUGUAGGAGGGGGAAGGGAGAAGUUGAAGGCCCAGAGAGGGCAAGGGGUUUACCUCGGAGCACAAAGCAUGCCCCAGACUACUUAUCUCAGGGCUUUCUGGGCACUGCACUCCAGUCUGGCACACCUGCCCGUGCCCUGAGGCCAGUUGGUGAGGGGUGGCUCCUUAGGGCUUUUGUUUGCUGAUACUGAAUUUUGCAUCAUAAUUUCUAUAUUGUCCCUAAGUGUCAGAACUAUAAUUUAUUCAUUUUUCCCUGUGUCUGUGCCAAGAAACCCAGGCUCUAGACAUGCCCCCUUGCCUAGGAGGCCUUGCCAGCCUGCAUGCUUGUGGGAACACCUUGUACCUGAGCUUACAGGUACCAAUAAAGAGGCUCUAUUUUUAA
Molecule: messenger RNA, 4269 nt
Organism: Lemur catta (Ring-tailed lemur)
Lineage: Eukaryota; Metazoa; Chordata; Mammalia; Primates; Lemuridae
Gene: CSRNP1
Product: cysteine and serine rich nuclear protein 1
Exons: 5
Coding region: 1152-3077 (641 amino acids)
Biological process (GO): regulation of transcription by RNA polymerase II
Cellular component (GO): nucleus
Molecular function (GO): sequence-specific DNA binding; DNA-binding transcription factor activity, RNA polymerase II-specific
Source: RefSeq, a predicted model, not a curated record